GGGCUGUGGCGGAGCUUCCCAGAAUGGCGCCCCUCCCCCUCUCAAAGACUCCUGGGGGAGGGGCGGCUCGGACCCUGCUGGUGGGCUGCGGGAUCAGAUGGAAGGGCCCCAGGUGUUGGGGGGGAGGGACACGCCGCCGGGCUCCUGGACGAGGGAUCCACAGACACGUGCCUCGGUUUCCUCCUCUGUGAUGGCCCCGCCCACUCCCUUCCUGGCCCUGGCCACGCCCUCUGGGGCCCCUGGGAGGAGGCCUGUGGCAGAGCCCGAGCUCCAGCCUGGCCCCCUGCCGUGGGGGAGGAGCUCCGCGCUGGGGUCCGAGGCUCUGGACUCCAGUCUCUCCGGUCUCUCCCAUCUCUCCCGUCUCCCCGGUCUCCCCGGUCUCCCCGGUCUCCCCGGUCUCUCCCGUCUCCCCGGUCUCCCCCGUCUCCCCCGUCUCCCCCGUCUCCCCCGUCUCUCCCGUCUCUCCAGUCUCCCCCGUCUCUCCGGUCUCUCCGGUCCCCCGUCUCUCCGGUCUCCCCCGUCUCUCCCGUCUCCCCCGUCUCCCCCGUCUCUCCCGUCUCCCCCGUCUCUCCCGUCUCCCCCGUCUCCCCCGUCUCUCCGGUCUCCCCCGUCUCUCCCGUCUCCCCCGUCUCCCCCGUCUCUCCCGUCUCUCCAGUCUCCCCCAUCUCUCCAGUCUCUCCCGUCUCUCCCGUCUCCCCAGUCUCUCCCGUCUCCCCGGUCUCUCCCGUCUCCCCGGUCUCUCCGGUCUCCCCCGUCUCUCCCGUCUCUCCGGUCUCCCCCAUCUCUCCAGUCUCUCCCGUCUCCCCAGUCUCUCCCGUCUCCCCGGUCUCUCCGGUCUCCCCCGUCUCUCCCGUCUCUCCGGUCUCCCCCAUCUCUCCAGUCUCCCCCGUCUCUCCCGUCUCUCCAGUCUCCCCCAUCUCUCCAGUCUCUCCCGUCUCUCCCGUCUCUCCAGUCUCCCCCAUCUCUCCAGUCUCUCCCGUCUCUCCCGUCUCCCCAGUCUCUCCCGUCUCUCCAGUCUCUCCCGUCUCUCCCGUCUCUCCGGUCUCCCCCGUCUCUCCCGUCUCCCCGGUCUCUUCCCCCCUUUCGCCCCUCCUCCGCCGGCCGCAGCUCCAGCUUUCCCUCCCCGAAGCCCCCUCCGGAGAGCCGCUGAACCUCGUUGCUCAGGAAAGGGGGGCCUCGGGAGAGCUCGCCUGGCUCGGGGCCGGCUCCGGGAGGCCUUCACUGUCUGCAUUCCCGACGGCGCUAAUGACCAUCCUUCACUUCUGUUUGGGAGCCCUUCAGAGCUGGAGCCGCGCCCAGGCCGAGGCUCUGCCUUCAGCCCCCGCCUGCCCACGUGGGGACUCGGACAUCCCCGCCGGACGCCGCCCCCUUCUGCCUCGGAGCCCGGCCGCCCCGUCUUCCCCGUGUUGGGCGCCUCGUGCCCUCCCCCUGGCUCCUUCCCCCCCCCCGCUGUCUGUCCAUCCAUCCGCCCGUCCUCUCGGUGGCCUCGGGGCAGCUGCUGAUCUCCAGAGCAAACCCUGUCCUGCGUGUUCAGCCGCGGCUCUGAAAGGGGUCUUUAAGGCUCUGGGACUCCCCCGAGGGUCAGGGGCAACCGUGGGGCUCCCCAGAGCCAGGCUGGCAGCACCAGAGGAAGGAGCCACGCCCGGCACCAGGGAGCCCCCCAAAGGGCAGCUCGACUUUGCUCGAGGACCCGGCCCUUCAGAUGCGCCUCUGGGGGGAGUUUUGCCAGCAGGCCGAAGCCCCCAGCUGCCUUCGCCCCUUUGCCCGAGCUCUUCCAGGAGCAGGCCACAGCUGCGGGGGGGGUCUGGCUCCUGGCCCGGGCGCCCCCCGCUCUGCCGUCCUCUCCGUGGAGGCCCCUUAGCAGAGGCACAAGCACGGCCCCUCGUGGGAGGACAAACUGCCCGUUCACGGCCUUUGCUGACUUACCAGUAGGGGAACAACCUGUAUUCUAUGUCUUCAACCACUUUCUGUCUGUGUUUCAGAAAUGAGGCCUUUAUUAGAGAGACUCGUGAAAAGUU
Messenger RNA from Monodelphis domestica (gray short-tailed opossum), 2018 nucleotides. NCBI's taxonomy places the organism in Eukaryota, Metazoa, Chordata, Mammalia, Didelphimorphia, Didelphidae. The record is from RefSeq and is a predicted model, not a curated record.